AUGCAUCUCCGCAGUCUCAGAGGUGUUGCUGAUUCGCAAAACAGUCUAUACAACAACAACAACACCCUGUCCGACAUUACCAUCAAAUUCAAUGGUCAACAAAUCUGCGCACACAAGGCUAUCCUCGCGCAAAAGUCUGAAUACGUCAUGACGGCCUUCACUAGCAAGUUUCAAGCUGCGACCGGCGCAGAAGUUGACCUUGGGGACGAUGACGAUUCCGAAGCUGUUCACGCAAUGCUUCGCCACAUCUAUGGCCUGCCGUACAUCGCCCUAGAAAUCACGAAACCUAACUCUGGCUGCGAGGAAACUCUGAUGUUCUGCCUGAAUGUCUUCAUCGUCGCCGACAAGUACGAUGUCAUUGGCCUCCGCCAAAAGAUCGUCCCUGACUUCCUCCUUCUUCUCCAGGGUCACUGGGAAACCGAAAAGUUUGUGGAGUGUGUAAAAGGCUCUGUGGUCCUGACGCAAUCCAUCUAG
This is a messenger RNA of Aureobasidium uvarum, 474 nucleotides long. Lineage: Eukaryota; Fungi; Ascomycota; Dothideomycetes; Dothideales; Saccotheciaceae. The record is from the annotation of a GenBank genome assembly.